Molecule: messenger RNA, 466 nt
Organism: Syzygium oleosum
Lineage: Eukaryota; Viridiplantae; Streptophyta; Magnoliopsida; Myrtales; Myrtaceae
Product: flap endonuclease 1-like
Exons: 7
Coding region: 35-466 (143 amino acids)
Molecular function (GO): DNA binding; 5'-3' exonuclease activity; 5'-flap endonuclease activity
Source: RefSeq, a predicted model, not a curated record
UUCUCACUUUCAUGACUUUUAGAUCUUGGAGGAGAUGAAUCUGGAUAUGGAUCAAUUCAUUGACCUUUGCAUUCUCUCUGGAUGUGACUAUUGUGAAAGCAUUCGAGGUAUUGGAGGGCUGACUGCUCUUAAGCUCAUCCGUCAACAUGGUUCCAUAGAAAACAUACUAGAGAACAUAAACAAGCAAAGGUAUCAGAUACCCGAUAAUUGGCCCUAUGGCGAAGCUCGACUGCUUUUUAAGGAACCAAUAGUUUCUACGGAGGAACAACCUGAGAUAAAAUGGACUGCUCCAAAUGACGAAGGCUUAAUGUCGUUUCUAGUGAAUGAGAAUGGGUUCAACAUUGACAGAGUGACAAAGACGAUAGAGAAGAUUAAGGCAGCUAAGGAUGAGUCAUCACAAGGCCGAUUAGAAUCCUUCUUUAAGCCAGCUAAGAAUCUAUCUAUACCUGCUAAGAGGAAGGUGUAA